Protobothrops mucrosquamatus (brown spotted pit viper) is the source of this 354-nucleotide messenger RNA. Its product is annotated as caspase-1-like. NCBI's taxonomy places the organism in Eukaryota, Metazoa, Chordata, Lepidosauria, Squamata, Viperidae. The transcript is spliced from 3 exons. The record is from RefSeq and is a predicted model, not a curated record. Gene Ontology annotation, molecular function: cysteine-type endopeptidase activity. Gene Ontology annotation, biological process: proteolysis. The annotation marks the transcript as partial.
AUCUGCUGUUCAACUUUCCUCCCAUCUCCAGUUGUCCAGCCAAUAGAAGGUAACAUCUCAAAGGAAGAAGUCCAGUUCCUGGAAUCUAAAAACGGGGUCAGGCUUUGUCCUCAGAAUAUAUUUCAGCAAAUACAGACUACAGAAGGCACCGAGAUCUACCCUAUCAAUGAUCCCAAGACUCGUACACGCCUGGCUUUGAUCAUCUGCAAUAUCAAAUUCGAUUACUUAAAAUUUAGAAAAGGGGCUGAGGUAGACUUGGAACAGAUGACGCUUCUCCUAGAAGAUCUGGGAUACAAAGUGGAAAUAAUGACCAAUUUAAACUCACAGCUGCAUGCUUAUCCAGCAACACUCUAA